UCCUUAAGUUUUCAGAAACCCUCCCAUGCCAGCUCCCAAUUCAAAUUCACAUUCACCAGAAAGACACACACACACACCAAGAUUCAAAGUCGCACUAACUAAUAGCGUUGAAGAUGGCGAUUCUGCUUUUCUUUAUCUUGGUCACAGGAGCUUCGUCUGGAAUGGCAUUCACCGGUGGAAACAAUGCUGCAAUGUUCAUGAAGAUGCCGGAAACAGCUGAGGGGCAGGCUGCUCAGGAUGCAAGCACCAUUGCUGAGCAUAUUGAAGAAAAGGAUAUACUGGUUUAUAAUCUUGGAGGGGGUGCAUUAGAUGUGAGUAUCGUGCACAUUGAUAAAGGUCUUUUUGAAGUAAUGGCGACAAGUGGAGACAUUCACUUGGGAGGUAGGAUCUUUGACGACAGACUGGUUGACUUUUUCAUCACAUUGAUCAAGAGGAAGUACUACCAUGAUAUCCGCAAAAAUAACAAGGCUGUUGCCAAGCUUCGCAAGGAUUGUGAGAGAGCAAAGGGAGCCUUGAGUAGACAGCACCAAACCCAUGUGGAGGUUGAGUCUCUAGUUGAUGGUAUUGAUUAUUUCUCGGAGCCAUUGACCAGGGCUAAGUUUGAGGAGUUGAACAUGGAGUUGUUUAACAAGACCAUCGGGACUGUGACAAAUUGUUUAGAAGAUGCAGGCCUGACAAAAACAGAUAUUGACGAGAUUGUGCUUGUUGGAGGGAGUACUCGAAUUCCUAAGGUGCAACAGUUGUUGAAGGACUUCUUCAAUGGGAAAGAACCAAACAAGGGUGUUAAUCCUGAUGAGGCCAUUGCCUUCGGUGCUGCAGUUCUGGGUGGAGCCUGUAGUGGAGACAGCUGGAAUGAAACCAAAGGCCUUAUUUUGCGUGAUAUUGUUCCUUUCACUCUCGGUAUGGACAUAGGUGACAGGGUGCAUGAAUGUAUACCAAGGAACACUGUUAUCCCAAAUAAGAUGUCAACGAAACUUUUCCUCAGAACCAAAGAUAAUACAGCCCCCGUUGUGGCCUAUGAAUGUGAAGGAAGACUAUUGCCAAAUGAAUGUUCUGAGAUUAAAAGAAUUCCUGUAAGAUUCGACAAAGCGACCCGAAUUGAAGUGUUUUUUGAUAUCGAUGCAAAUGGGAUUCUACAUGUGACCAUUGAAGAGGAUGUCAAAGCAAGGGAUAAAGUACUUGCCAGGCUCAGUCUUGAGGAUGUGGCAGACGUGGCUAAUACAAUAAAAGGUAUUAUGUAUCCUUCCAAUCUGGACAAGCGGAGGAAGCUUCAUAGCACAAUAGAGAAGGCUCGCGCAUUGUUGGAAACUAAAUUUGAUACGGUAGAGCAGGAAGAUUUCGAAGAAAUGGAGGAGAAGCUUAGAGAACUAGUAAAAAUAGAGAUCACACAUUUUGCCUGAAACUAGCACUACUACUAAUAUUCUCUCAAAAAGAUGAGUUGUAGAUCUGAAGGUGAGUAUUUGGGGAUACAUUUGUUAUAUAGUUGUUGCCCAAAGUAGGCAUCUAGCUUUAGGCUUUCACAAGUGUAAAGGUCUGCAACUUUGACUGUUCACUUUGCCUAUUUCGUUCUGGACAGUUCCCAUUUUGGCUGACUUACAAGGACCAUUUUGUGAUAUACAUAUAUAUAUACUAUAUAGUCUCUUACAGAAAUCUUCCACAUUUGCAUUUCGCUUGUCUAUGGUCUGUAGUUGUGCUAUCAGUGACUCUCAGCGGGCAUCUUCAAUGGACCAUAUUCACUCAACAUGGACUGAAAUAGAACCACUGUUGCUGGGCAAGACGCAGUCCCAACCACCGCAACAACUUAAGCCUCCAGCAAGAACCUCCGCCACUGCUUCAAAACCCAACACGCAGAGCCACCGGAUCCCUUGGAUAAAACAAAGUCGCCCCGAACCAGAGCUGGCACCAGGUUCACACCCCAAAACGUUCCCACCUCGAAGACGAUCCAGCAAAAGCUGACGAUAGGUGGGAGAAAAACACCGAAGGCAGAAGGCCAAAACUCCCGAGGGUUG
This is a messenger RNA of Rosa chinensis, 2009 nucleotides long. Its product is annotated as luminal-binding protein 3. The transcript has 6 exons. Gene Ontology annotation, biological process: cellular response to unfolded protein; protein refolding; endoplasmic reticulum unfolded protein response. The record is from RefSeq and is a predicted model, not a curated record. Lineage: Eukaryota; Viridiplantae; Streptophyta; Magnoliopsida; Rosales; Rosaceae. Gene Ontology annotation, molecular function: misfolded protein binding; ATP binding; ATP hydrolysis activity. Bases 114 to 1400 code for a protein of 428 amino acids. Gene Ontology annotation, cellular component: nucleus; membrane; cytoplasm.